Molecule: messenger RNA, 1620 nt
Organism: Condylostylus longicornis
Lineage: Eukaryota; Metazoa; Arthropoda; Insecta; Diptera; Dolichopodidae
Product: methionine aminopeptidase 1
Exons: 3
Coding region: 222-1370 (382 amino acids)
Biological process (GO): proteolysis
Molecular function (GO): metalloaminopeptidase activity
Source: RefSeq, a predicted model, not a curated record
AUUAUAUGAACUAUGAAGGUAUACUGAAUAAGAAAAUGUCAUUGAAAAAAGGGUAAUUACGAAAACUAACCUGAAAAUAUUUAAAAUUUGAAAUAAAAUAAAUACCUACAUACACACAAUAAAUAACUAUUUGGGAAUCUAAAAGCCCAAUUUUAAUUGGCUUUGGACUUUCGUAAGCAAUCUAUGUAUAUAUUAUUCGAAAAUAUAAAUUAAUUAGAAGGAUGUCUGCAGUUGUCGAACAUAAAUGUGAAACUCCAAAUUGUGAAAAGAGAGCUACUCUGCAAUGCCCAACGUGCCUGAAAAUUGGUAUUUUAGGAUCAUAUUUUUGUUCACAAGACUGCUUUAAAGGCUAUUGGAAAACUCAUAAAGCCUUACAUGGUAUUGCUCAAGGGGAAGGAAAACUUAAAAAUAAAAACUCUAUUAGUGGCGAAUAUAAUCCAUGGCCAUUUUUUACAUUUACUGGAAAAUUAAGACCAUUUCCAUUAACACAAAAACGUGAAGUGCCUGCAGAAAUUGGACGACCUGAUUAUGCUGACCACCCGAAAGGCAAAUCUGCUUGCGAGGAGGCCUUACGAGGGAACACUGCGAUUAAAGUAUUGGAUGAUGACGAGAUUGAAGCAAUGAAAGUCGCUUGUAAGCUGGGAAGAGAAUGUUUAGAUGCUGGAGCUGCUAUUAUUGAAGUUGGGACUACAACUGAUGAAAUAGACCGAAUCGUGCAUGAGGCUGCAAUUGAACGUGAAUGUUAUCCAUCACCUUUAAAUUAUUAUCAAUUUCCAAAAUCUUGUUGUACAUCAGUUAAUGAAGUAAUAUGUCACGGUAUCCCCGAUAUGAGGCCUUUAGAAGAUGGCGAUAUUUGUAAUAUUGAUGUUACUGUGUAUCACCGAGGCUUUCAUGGCGACUUAAAUGAAACGUUUUUUGUAGGAAAUGUUUCAGAUAAACAUAAAAAUCUUGUUAAGGUAACUUACGAAUCUUUAUGCAAAGCUAUCGAAAUUGUUAGGCCAGGAAUUAAGUACAGAGAAAUCGGUAACAUUAUUCAAAAGCAUGUACAACCGCAUGGAUAUAGUGUGGUAAAGAGCUAUUGUGGCCACGGAAUUCACAGACUAUUUCAUACAGCACCAAAUGUACCACAUUAUGCCAAAAAUUCGGCUGUAGGUGUUAUGAAAUCUGGACAUUGCUUUACUAUUGAGCCAAUGAUUUCUGAAGGUACUUGGAGAAACGAGUCCUGGCCAGACGAUUGGACCGCUGUUACUAAAGAUGGAAAGUGGUCGGCACAAUUUGAACAUACAUUGCUAGUGACAGAUAAUGGCUGUGAAAUUUUAACUAAACGAAGAAAUGAAAAUGGGAACCCGCAUUUUAUGGACAAAAUGUAGUUGUAUUUCGCCAUGCCGCAGUACGUAUAUACAUACAUACAUAUUUAUACGUAUUUUCGAUUUAAAUUUAAUGUGUCUACACAUAAUAUCGAAUAUUAUAAAUUUGUAUUUAAUUUUAACCAUGUAAAUUUUUAAAAGAGAUUGGUUUUCUCUACAGCAUGUGUUAUUGAAAUUAAUUUACAUAUUUUGUACAGUUCAUUUUUGUUGUUUGAGUUCAUAAUUAAAUAAAUAAAUAAAAUGACCAUGUUGA